GUGCAUAGCCUUGUUGUAUAGCGGCCCCGCCGCCAUAAUCUAACUUGGUCGCUUUUGAUGCCUGACUGACACUUCGAAGGCCAGUGCAACCUGACCAAUCAGGAUGCAGCAGUCUAGCGGCGAAGAGUCGGAGAGUAAGCAUCGUCCUGCCGGGACUAGGACAGUACCUGCUAGCAUCCUCAAGGCAGGCACGGAAUCGGUUGGGAACCUUACUCCCGAAGAAGCAGAAGAACUGCAGGUCCAGUUAGAGAAAGAUAAGCGAGCAGUAUAUCAACACCCUCUGUUCCCACUCAUGGCAUUAUUAUUUGAGAAGUGUGAACAGGCCACCCAGUCACCUGACCCACCGACGUCGGCGAGCUUCGAUGUCGACAUCGAGGAGUUUGUCAACAGGCUGAAGAGAGAGGGCAGCACAUUCUUUAUUGAAGACACAGAAAUUGAUACAUUAAUGAUCAAAGCAAUCCAAGUACUAAGAAUACACCUGCUUGAGCUGGAGAAGGUCAAUGAACUUUGUAAAGACUUCUGUCAUAGAUAUAUAACUUGUUUGAAGAGCAAGAUGCAUAGCGAGAAUUUAUUGAGAGAUGAACGAGGAGAAGCCACUCAGUUUGAUAGUCAGUACUUAUCCAACGGAGAUCUCUUAGAUCUAGAACCACCGCCCACGGAACAUAAUCAGAUCCAGAACCAUCCCACCUCAACACCAAACAGCCAACCUGUUAUAUUACAGCAUGGAACACAUUCACCGGCAAAUCAAUAUCAGGCAGCUACGGUAGUCAACUCUGCGGGUCAGGUCGUCUACACUCCAGUUAUACCACAGGGUGUUGUGACACCACAGGGAUUAUUAACUCAGUCCAUUCCAGGCAACAAUGCCCACCACCACCACCACAAGAAGAAGUCUGAACCUCCUCAGCAGCAACAGCAGCAACAACAACAACACGUGGUACCGAUCAUACAUGGUUCUACUCCUCUUUCACAGAUCGGCAUCUCACAUCAGGGUCAGAGUCCGGGUCAACAGCAACCUCCCAGCAUGCUCUCUCUCAGCCAAGGGGAUCUCAGGGUCGCGAUGGCAGAUGCUGCCGAGGUCAACGACCUGCUCAACAAGAGGAAGCCCAAACGAGGGGUGCUACCGAAGCAUGCAACCACCGUCAUGAGGUCAUGGCUGUUCCAACACAUAGUGCAUCCGUAUCCCAGUGAAGAUGAAAAGAGAAUGAUAGCAGCUCAAACCAACCUUACUAUGUUACAAGUUAAUAAUUGGUUCAUCAAUGCAAGAAGGCGGAUCUUACAGCCGAUGUUAGAUGCCAGUAAUCCCGAAGCUGCCACGAAGAACAAGAAACCAAAGAGUCAGAACAGACCAUCAACUCAACGAUUCUGGCCCCAGUCGCUAGCCCAACUUGGUCAGACGACAACAGUAACACAGUCGACAGCAGGUGGGACUAAUGCAUUGGACAGGAGAAGCUUGGAUGAUGAGGCGUCUGCUGCCCUCUCUAGCAGCGCAUUAGACAGUGUAAGACAUCUAUCCUCCGACAGCAUGUCACCAAUGCUUGGUGUCAGGCAACGGUCGCCGUCAUCGGUCUCGUCGCUUGACAACUUAGGAGCGAGCGGCGGGGACAGUCUCCACGAUGACGAUGAAGACGAUGACCUCUCCACCAAUUUAGAACUGGGUAGUGAUUCGGGGAUGGUGGAUUGAUAGUUUGUUGGAUGAAGCCAUCGUCUGAGAGAAAUGGACUUUAUUACAGGGAUCAAAGACAUAGAGAGGGAGAUAUACCGAAGAAGCCAUGUUGUCAAGAGUUUUGACAUAUGUAUUCUGAGUCACCGUGGUAACAGAGUAUUCUUCAAUCUGCCUGGAUGAAUUCAUUGACAAGGAAGUGUUUUAGCUAUCAUUCUCAAACUUUGGAAGAGAAACCAACGGUCAUGACAACUUCAUGCUUUUUACUGUCACUUGGCGCUUUACAAAUAUUGGGGCCUCAUAUUCAUGAAAAGUUCCUUAUGUACAUUUAGUUGUCAGCAAGUACAUUAGGUAAAAAUGGCAUCGCCAUGUGAUUACUUGAUGUAUUCAGUGUAUACUUGGCCCUGGUAAUUGCUUAAUUCAUGUACAACAUGCACCCUCUCCACUCCCUUUGGAAUAUUCUAAGGAUUUGCCCAUCAUUGGUGUGUGUAUGACGAGUAAUUGGUGCAAUGGAGUUCAACAUCUAAGUAGGGCCAGUUUCUUAAAGAAACUGUGUUGGGAAACAUUGAUUUUGAUUUUGCAGCUUAGCCCUGUGACCACAGUACUUAUCAUAAUGUCUACACAACCAUGAUUGUAAAUCCUAUUAUGAAAUGGGCCCUUUGUCCUCAUUUUUCUCCUGGGUAUGGGAGGGCAAAUAUGGAUUAAUGCUGUGUCUCAGGCCAUCACCCUACCAUAUCACAAAGUUUGGAGAAACUCAAGAAACCAAUGUCACGUUCGAUGUCAUAUAUGGGAGUUUAUCACAUGUAACAAGAACUGCCAUAAUCUCACACCAGUAUAUCCUCGAGUUUUAUCAUCUAGUCCUUUAUUAUAUGACUUGACUUACUGACUAUGGUGAAUAGGACGGCGUGUCCCUAUGCUCUCCUACGGGAGAUCCUUUUCCAUUCAGUUCUACCCUGGGCUAGGUCUUCAGCAUCCACUAGAGGGAGUCCCACAUCUUGUCUGACUUGGUCUCUCCAUCUGGAAUGGGAAUGUCCUGGUGGUCUCCUUUUUUUCUGUAAGCCUGGACUGGAAAGUGAUUUUGUGGCAUACAGUAUAUUUGCACAAACCACCUCAGGUGUUUUUUUAAGCUUCCUCACAUAUUGUGUUUGUAAUAUGUUAUCUCCUGAUGUCCUCGUCCCUAAUAUUGUCCAGGAAAUGAACCGGUACAUAUCAGUGAUAAAACACAAAUUAUCCAUCAUCUUACAAUUUCCAAGUAUUCAACUUCAGUUGUGGUUUAUUCUACAAGACUUCUGUGAAAGCGUUCAUUCUUCUCAGUCACUUACGAGGGGAACUUCUGCUGUAGGUUCUUUCUAAGGGACCCGAAAAUGAUGAUUAAUUUAUCUUUAAUGGAUAUUUGUGGAUAUCAUGUUUUUGUAAUCAAGAUCACAGCACCACUGCUCCUAUAUAAGCUAUAGUAUAUUGUGUCUUAUGUCCAUUAUGUUUCUUUGGAAUGUGAAGUCUGAAAGCUUACAUGUAUGUCCUAAAGAUCAGUGUAUUCAGCAAAAUCCCUUUUUGCCAAAAAAAAGAAAUAAUAAAUGAAAUAGUCUUUUUAAAUUCUGCAAUAAAUGUAAAACCAAGGGAGAGAUCAAUUUUGUUAGUACAAAAUUUAGGUAUUAUGUUCAAGUAAUCACUUUGGUCACAAGUCUGCACUUAUAAGACACCGUAUUGCCUUUAACUCUCUGAAAGAUAAGACCAAACUGGCAUAUGGAUCUUGGUUCAGGCCAUUAUCAGUUUGCUUCCAAGCUAAAACUUGAAGUGAACUAUCUUGGUAAAUGCAAAAAAAAAUCUCUAUGUCUAGCACAGUGGAAAAAAUGCUGUUUUGUAGCCAUUAUCUUAGACCCCUGUUACAUCUGAGAGAUUCCCUACCUCGGGCCGGCCUGGGGCCUACUUCGGGUCAGAAAGAAAUCAGAUGUAAACAUCCCAAACCUACCUCGGGCCACCUAUUAGCGAACCUACCCGAGACCACAUCCAGAGGUAGUCUCGGGUAGGUAUCGGGCCGGCCCCGGUCCACCAAUUCGUAGAUGUAAACGCACACAAGCUUUCGAACCUAUCUCGGUCCGUUCGCCAGCUGUCAAAUUACGUCAUAGCGCGCGCUAUCCCCUCCCCAGCCCCGUCGUUCUUCGAAUGUUUUGCGGCAUGCGACAUGUGAAUUGUGAUUAAUAAAGUCUUUUGAUUUGACUGGAAAGAAGGAAGCAUAUUAAACGUAUCCUUUUCAAGUCGAUUAUAUCUUCAACGACUGCUGGGAUCAUCAGUGUAAAGAAAUGUAAACAACUUCAAUUAGCGCGCGCAAAUUAUUCAGAGCCUAGAUCGAGAGCACCCUUUGGUGUCAGCAAUCAGAUACCGCUCGAAACUGUACCGAUAGGGGAGGGAAUGAACGCUGUGAUGUAAACAGACCACAUUUCGGGGUUCGGUCCGUUCGUGAAGCUAAUCCACCAAUAAUCCAGUCAAGGUUGCAAGUGGACUCGGUCGGCUCUCGGGUAGGAAACUUUCAGAUGUAACAGGGGUCUUAAAUAACUAUGGAUAAAUCCAAAUAACAAAAAUUUGUCUUUUUUCUAUCUGUUUUUUCAAAAACCAAUCCGAAAUGGCUUUAAAACGGUUUAAGGAAGGAAAUAGAAUUGCUAUAAACAGCGCAAUGCUCAUUGUGGUAAGUUUCAGUUAACCUAUGUUAAAACUUGAGAAAUAUAUAUUUCCAGUAGGUAAUAAGCUGCAAAGAUUGCUCUCCCAAGUGUUCAUUCAUAAUCAUGAAAUUACUGUUGUAGGUUUGUGGUAGAUUUUUCUUGAACUGAUCCUUUAUUUAUGAUCCCCUCCCCUCAAAAAAGAAAUAUCUUAAAAUUAUUUUAUGCCAUUAAAAAUAUUGCUGCUUUUCUGAUAAUCAGAAUGUAUUCUAAUACCAUGCAUUUGCAUGCACCCUUGUUCUGUCACAUGACUUUAUCAAGUCACAUGACCUGUAUUCAAGCAAGUCAUUUUUUUUAUUCAGGGGAAAACCUGAGAAUUUAUUUUGCUCCUGAGGAAUAGACCUUAAGCUGCUCAUUUAUACACAACAGUUUUUAUCAGUUUGAAAAUGCUUGUGUGCAUAGUUUCAUGAAAUUAAUGUUAGUAAUAUUAAGAAUGGAUUUUAGUCAUUUCAUUUGUUUUUAUAAGUUUUUUCUAUAUGAUUCUGCCACUUUUAUAUCUUUUUUAAAGCAAGUUUUUCACUGAAAAAUAAUUUGCAUCAAGAAUAUUUUUGAUCCGUAAUUUUCUGUUUUAACAAAAUCACACAAUGUAAGACUGUAACUUACUAUCCAGGUCCAUUUUGUUGAAACAUGUAUGUGUAAUUAGCCAGAAACCUGCAUGAAAAGUUUAUGUUUCAAAAUGUUCUAUGAUAUGUCAAAAUGGAAAUGCGAUAUCACAAUCACUGUGUGAGAGGAUUAUACCAUAUAGUAUGACAAUUUUAGUUUUUUCGAUGUAAGUUCUAAAUACCUUUUAAGUAAUUUUCAUGCAGCCUGUCCUGCCAACAAGGUUUCACUUUUGAUAAGCAUUUUGUUGAAUGACACAUCCUUUGAAUGUCACAUAUUUUCUUGUGUUUUUAUGGUCUAUCUCCUUGAUUAUUGAAAUGAUGCAGUCGUAGUGACCAAAAAAUUAUUUAACAGACCACAAAAGGCAAACAGGCUUGUUUGAAGUUUAUCCUGAAAG
Molecule: messenger RNA, 5371 nt
Organism: Lytechinus variegatus (green sea urchin)
Lineage: Eukaryota; Metazoa; Echinodermata; Echinoidea; Temnopleuroida; Toxopneustidae
Product: homeobox protein PKNOX1-like
Exons: 11
Coding region: 104-1681 (525 amino acids)
Biological process (GO): regulation of transcription by RNA polymerase II
Molecular function (GO): DNA-binding transcription factor activity, RNA polymerase II-specific; RNA polymerase II cis-regulatory region sequence-specific DNA binding
Source: RefSeq, a predicted model, not a curated record